This is a messenger RNA of Ruditapes philippinarum (Manila clam), 1108 nucleotides long. RefSeq lists its product as uncharacterized. The record is from RefSeq and is a predicted model, not a curated record. NCBI's taxonomy places the organism in Eukaryota, Metazoa, Mollusca, Bivalvia, Venerida, Veneridae. Bases 51 to 539 code for a protein of 162 amino acids. Gene Ontology annotation, molecular function: protein binding. The transcript is spliced from 3 exons.
UUUUUCUUUUGAAUAUUACAGGACUUUCAAAGAGGCAAUGUGGAAGUUACAUGAGUAGCACUGUGAGAAAAACAAGUGGCAAUAAUCUUUUCCUCUACUUUAAAAGUGACAGCUCUUGGCAGGAGAGAGGGUUUGAUAUGAUCAUCACUCAGUAUCACACCGGUAUGUGUCACGAGGAUGAGUUCUCGUGCAGUAAUGGACGCUGCGUCUCCUCUGAUUUGGUGUGUAACGGGUACAAUCCAUGCGGGGACUAUUCCGACUGUGCCAGCGAGCUUGCCGCCGGAGUUAUUGCCGGCAUUGUCGUCGGGUCCUUCGUCUUUGUCAUCUGUGUAAUGUGUUUGAUAUUGUGUCGUGUUCGAGUUGUCCGCCGACGACGACGCCAAUAUGACGGGCUACAUCAACCAGUUAACGUUGUAGCAACGACAGCUUAUGGAUCGGACUACAACCAGCCGGUACCCCAGCAAUACCCAUCCAUGCCAUAUCCAACCGGGCAGCAGUACCCUAACUCACAAUACCCAAAUCAAACGUAUCCAAAUUAAACAUUAAAGUGUCACUUCUGAAAGACAAAUGACAGAUUUUGUUGGUAUUGUAUAAAGGAUUUUUUGUCAUGGAAUAAAAUUGUGUAAAUUUGGCGCAUAUAUCGACAUUAAACAUUCAGCAGAACAUUUAAACUAUACCGAAUGUCGAGAUGACAGGACCAGCACAUAAUAGACUACAUGUAAAUCUAGUUUAAGAAAGCAUUAUAUUUAAGACCUAAAUUCUUAAAACAUUUUGUUACUUACUGAUAAACUGAAAAAUUACAUGUCUGUAACAUAAUAAUUAUUUUCUGAUGUAUGAUGUGAGUUUUGUGUAUAUAUAGAUAUUAUUGCUUGUCGAAACUGUGGGAUUAUAUUGAAUUGUGCAAUAAUUACUAAACAUUCUUGUAUAAAAACUGAAAAAAGCGUUAAAGGAAAAUCACCACGAGCACAUGCGUCGUUAUUGUACCUACUUUAUCAUGCGUUAAUUAGGACGCCAUUUAAAAAUAGCUGACUAUGUACAAGGACGGCCAAAUUUUAUUAUUGUACCAUAAAUUGAUAGUUUAUACGAAUUUAUUUUAUGUUGGAAGCUA